This is a messenger RNA of Homarus americanus (American lobster), 654 nucleotides long. RefSeq names its product protein FAM200A-like. Lineage: Eukaryota; Metazoa; Arthropoda; Malacostraca; Decapoda; Nephropidae. The record is from RefSeq and is a predicted model, not a curated record. The coding region runs from base 1 to 654 and encodes 217 amino acids. The transcript has 2 exons.
AUGAGUGCAUUGAUGGCUCAGAUUGCGUCUCUAGCUACUGGCUGCCGCGGUCAUGCUCCUAUGCCAGUCAUGAAGCCCUCAUCAGCGGUCGUUCCAGAGAAGUGUGAGGCAGAAAUGACAGCAGCGGCAUUUAGGAUAUGGAGGCGGUCCAUGGAGUCUUGGAACCUCUGUAGAGUCAUGGAUUCAGACCAUGAAACCAUCCUCUUUUACUCCAAAGUGCCCUGGCUUUCCAAGGGUAAUGUUGUGAAUCGUGCGUUUGAACUUCGGGGAGAGCUUAAGUUAUUCCUGAAAGUGCAUGGGAAGGAUGAUCUCUUCAAUCACUUCAAUGAGGUGUUGUGGGAGCCACGUCUUGCAUACCUAGCAGAUAUAUUUGAGCAGCUAAACAGGCUGAAUUACAAGCUACAGGGCAAGGAAAGAAAUGUGUUUCACCUCAUGGAUUGUCUUCGUGCAUUUCUUGUCAAGUUCCAGAACUGGCAAAGGAAAGUCAAUGCAGGAAAUGUUGCCAUGUUUGAGAAUCUUUCAACUGUUCUUGAUGAGACUGAAAAAGGUCAUCUGUUUGACCCAUCACUCAAAACUGAAAUCACUCAGCUCCUGAAAUCCUUGGAAAGCGAGCUCAAAAGAAUUGUUAAGGAAUCUUUUCUCUGGCACUCUUGA